Salpingoeca rosetta is the source of this 2181-nucleotide messenger RNA. RefSeq lists its product as uncharacterized. Gene Ontology annotation, biological process: positive regulation of actin filament polymerization; actin filament bundle assembly; actin crosslink formation. Bases 1 to 2181 code for a protein of 726 amino acids. NCBI's taxonomy places the organism in Eukaryota, Choanoflagellata, Craspedida, Salpingoecidae. The record is from RefSeq and is a predicted model, not a curated record. Gene Ontology annotation, cellular component: cytosol; nucleoplasm. The transcript has 7 exons. Gene Ontology annotation, molecular function: protein binding.
AUGUCUCUAGAAGACACUUCCAGCGUUUCUGGCAGCGGCGAGGAGGACAUGAACGGCGCCGGUCGCGACACCAUGAAUUCCCGCCACACAGCGCUUGACGACGCUGUUGUGGACGACGUGGACGUGGAUGCACACGGUGGCGACGGCGGGGAUGCGUUUGGGCGCGGGCCGCGCUUGGACCGACGAGGGGACAGCCCGAGUCGCCGCACCCCCAGUGACAAGCUCUUUGGCAUUGACUCUGAAGACAUAAUGCCACACGGCCACCCAAAGAAGAAACUGCCCGCAGGCGCGCGUCCCGUGUUCCCCUUCGAGCACGACGACGACCCGAGCGCCGGGUUCCAGCGCAGCAAACUGCCAGACCACUACCAGGACCGCCCCGAGCACUACACUACCACCGACGACGAGGACCGUGACCGCGGUGACGAGGGCGAUGAUGGCGGCGUGCUCGAUGCAGAGGCGCGGCGUGUUGAGCGGCGGCGGCGCGAACGGCGACGGUCGAGUUCCCGCGAGGCGAGCGCACUUGAUCAGCGUGGUCUGGAGGCGCAGCUGUCGCAGCCGUCGCCACGUGGCCGGCGCGCUGGGAAAAAGGGCCGCAGAGGACGCAAUCGCAUGCGAUCACGCAGCGGCGGCGGCAGUGCUCUCGAUGACGACGACGACGACGACGACGAUGGUGCUGUUGUUGCUGGUGCUGGCGACGUGCGGCUGUCUGGUGAGGAGACAACAUCAUCGGCAUCGUCGUCAUCAUCAUCAUCGGAUGAGGAUGAGGAGGAGGAUGCGGUGGCGCGCAAGCGGAGUUUCUUCUUCCGCGGGCGCAAGAAGACAAAGAAGCAGAAGGAGAAGGAGAAGGAGAAGGAGCGAAAGCGAAAAGAGAAGGAAGAACGUCGCAGCGCCAGCCGCAUGUCAAAGGCCACAACCAAAGCAAGCAAGCGCAGCGGCGCUGAUGAUGAUGACGACGACGACGAUGAUGAUGACGCUGAUGAACAUGCCCGCGGUAACCGUGUGCGAGCGGCAGCAGGCUACGAGCGCUAUGCUCUGCCUGAGGACAGCCCAGCGCCCCGCCGCAAGUCGCGCUUCCGCUCCCUCUCGCCACGCUUCGGCCGGCGUAAGGUGUCGCCGCAUUCGCGUGCGGGCGACGAUGAUGGCGACCACCACCACCGACGGCCGCGCAACGAACGCAACGAGGACCGCGACCGGCGCAGGGAGCAGCGCGGGCCCGAGCACUUGUGGGAGGACGAGCGCAUGCUGCCUCGUGGAGGGGGUGGCGGGCGGGCACGCGCACGCGCCCCAGGUGGCGGUGGACGCCGGCUUCGCGGGGUGUACGACGAUGGCCGUGACGAUGGCUACGACCCUGUCAUGGACGCUGCACGCUACCCGCCGCCACCACUGGACCGACGUGGUGGUGGCGGACGCGCAGGCCCCGUACCCGGCCGCCGUGAGCGCCUGCCACCACGCGACCGAGACCCCUACCGCCGCCCAGCGUCACUGUCGCCAUCACGCUUUCACCACCGCGCCAUGAUGCCAUAUGACGACGACGACGACCUGCUGCCGCCGCCGCCAAGCGCCCGCCACCAUCCCAUGCCGCGGGACGAUGCGCUCAUGAUGCGUCGCGUUGCUGCGGAAGAGGACGAGCUUAUGCGACGUCGGCGCGCUGCUGCCGGUGGUGGUGGUGGCGGCGAGCGCAUGCGACACCGUGAUGUGCACCGCCCACGCCACGCGGCGCCACCGCCGGGUGAGCCGCUCCCACCGCCAACACGCCGUCCCGCCGCCACGCGGGCCGGACAUGGAGGUGUGCGGUUUGGCGGUCCCGGUGGUCCCGGUGGUGGCGCCUAUCUCCACGACGACAGGCGACCCAUGCCAGGCCCGCCCCGUGACGCAUGGGCAGGCCGAUCAGCCGAGGGUUUGCGGGCCGGUGAAUAUCGGGUGCUGUACGCGUACCGUCCAACCGACCCCAAUCAGCUUGAGCUCGCCGUGGGUGACGUUGUUCGCGUCAAGGGCGAUCCGCAGGAGAACUGGCAGUACGGAUUCAACACCCGCAACCAGAGGAGUGGCUGGUUCCCCCGAACGUAUCUGGACUUUACCAACGACCAGGAGGCCGCCGAUCGCCUCAGGCGCAACAGGGAAAUGCCCAUGUCCCCUGGCCAUCAGAGCCAGCUGCCCCAUGUUCCCGCGCCAGACUACUGA